Molecule: messenger RNA, 1076 nt
Organism: Andrographis paniculata
Lineage: Eukaryota; Viridiplantae; Streptophyta; Magnoliopsida; Lamiales; Acanthaceae
Product: phenylacetaldehyde reductase-like
Exons: 5
Coding region: 99-1076 (325 amino acids)
Molecular function (GO): oxidoreductase activity, acting on the CH-OH group of donors, NAD or NADP as acceptor
Source: RefSeq, a predicted model, not a curated record
CCAUCCGCCAUAGCCACCAAAACUUCACCAAAAAAUCACUUGCACGCUGCAAGCAUGGCCUUAUUUAUAAAGGCAAUAGAAGAUCUCUACAAGCAUCAAUGGAGUCGAAGAAGAGUCGAGAAGGAAAUACCGUGUGCGUAACUGGAGCAUCCGGUUUCAUCGCCUCAUGGCUCGUCAAGCUUCUUCUGGAGCGCGGCCACACUGUUAAGGCCAGCGUCCGCAACCUCAGCGAUUCGAGGAAAACCGAGCAUCUCAAGGCACUCCGAGGAGCUGAGGAAAGGCUACGGUUGUUCGAGGCUAACUUGACCGAGGAAGGAUCGUUCGACUCAGUAGUCGAUGGCUGCGACGGCGUAUUCCAUACAGCUUCCCCUGUCCCUUCCUCCGCUGCCAUUGCCGAUCCGCAACUGGAGCUGAUAGAGCCGGCGGUUAAUGGAACUCUCAAUGUCCUUAGAUCGUGCAGCAGAGCGCGGUCAGUCCGGCGGGUGGUGCUGACCUCCUCCUUGGCGGCGAUGGUGGUUAACCGGCUUCCGAAAGGCGGAGAUGUUGUUGUGGAUGAAACCUGGUUUUCUGAUGCUGAAUUCUGCAGAGAAGCUGAGCAAUGGUAUCCUCUUUCGAAAACCAUGGCGGAGGAAGCUGCGCGGAAAUUUGCAGACGAGAAGGGGAUCGAUAUGGUGGUGAUUAAUCCGGCGUUGGUGCUCGGUCCUCUUCUCCAGCCGUCUCUCAACUCUACCUCCGGCGUUGUUCUGCAAAUCAUCGCAGGGAAGGAGAUCUUCCCAACCUACCGAUUCGUGGACGUUAGAGACGUCGCUACCGCGCAUAUUCUGGCGUACGAAAAUCCGUCUGCCACCGGAAGAUACGCUCUCGUCGGAGCAACGAUGACUCACUCCGACACGCUCAAACUCCUGCACAACCUGUUUCCUUCGAUUAAAGCUCCUCCUCCAGUUGAUACAGAGGAUUCAGCUUACCAAACGUCGAGGAAGAGAGCAGAAAGGUUGGGAUUGAAAUUCAGAGCUGUGGAAGACAGCCUCAAGGAAACUGUCGAAAGCUUGACUGAGAAGAACUUCCUCACUUUAUGA